This is a messenger RNA of Entamoeba dispar SAW760, 297 nucleotides long. RefSeq lists its product as uncharacterized. The record is from RefSeq and is a predicted model, not a curated record. Bases 1 to 297 code for a protein of 98 amino acids. The transcript is spliced from 3 exons. Lineage: Eukaryota; Evosea; Mastigamoebida; Endamoebidae.
AUGAUUAACCAAUACUAUGUUAAUACAUGUCAAGUAAUUUAUGACUCAACACAUGAUAAAUUGUCACUUAAUUUUUUAAUUCUAAAGUUUAUUGUCACAAAAUUGUGUUCAUUAAUACAACUAAAGAAAGAUGAAGUUGGCAUGGUUUUAUGUCUAAGUAGAGAGACAAAUUUUAUUUUUACUUGUCAUAGAAUAAAUAAUUCUUAUAACGUUGACCCCUCUUUUAAAAAUCCAUUAAUUCAUUACAAAAUGCAAAAAUUUCUCAUUCAUACUUUAAUUAUAUUUGAAUUGAAAUAA